GCGCUGCGCCUUGGGGGUGGGCCAGGGGUCAGGACGGCCGGGUCCUUGGGGGAGGACAGCACAUGGCAGCGCUACGCCUGUUGUACCGGGCCGCCCGGGCAGGUCCGCCAGUUCCCCCCGUGUGCUACCUGCGGGCACUCAGCACCACCACCCCCCGAGAGUGCUACAAGUAUGUCAACAUCCAGGAGCCAGCUAUGGACAUGAAGUCCAUCACCGACCGAGCUGCACAGACCCUGCUGUGGACAGAGCUCUUCCGAGGGCUGGCCAUGACACUCAGCUACCUGUUCCGGGAGCCGGCCACCAUCAAUUAUCCCUUUGAGAAGGGACCGCUGAGCCCACGCUUCCGUGGGGAGCACGCACUGCGCCGCUACCCGUCGGGCGAGGAACGCUGCAUUGCCUGCAAGCUCUGUGAGGCCAUCUGCCCCGCACAGGCCAUCACCAUCGAGGCCGAGCCCAGGGCGGACGGCAGCCGCCGCACCACGCGCUACGACAUCGACAUGACCAAGUGCAUCUACUGUGGCUUCUGCCAGGAGGCCUGCCCUGUGGAUGCCAUCGUGGAGGGUCCCAACUUUGAGUUCUCGACGGAGACGCACGAGGAGUUGCUGUACAACAAGGAGAAGCUGCUCAACAACGGCGACAAGUGGGAGGCUGAGAUUGCAGCCAACAUCCAGGCUGAUUACCUGUACCGGUGAUGGUGGGGAGGCCACGCCAUGUGCCCCCCCAAAUCCCAUUAAUAAAGCGGGGGUACGCCAACCCCUUCCUAAGCCCAA
Messenger RNA from Gallus gallus (chicken), 770 nucleotides. RefSeq names its product NADH:ubiquinone oxidoreductase core subunit S8 (gene NDUFS8). NCBI's taxonomy places the organism in Eukaryota, Metazoa, Chordata, Aves, Galliformes, Phasianidae. Gene Ontology annotation, molecular function: NADH dehydrogenase activity; 4 iron, 4 sulfur cluster binding. Gene Ontology annotation, biological process: mitochondrial respiratory chain complex I assembly; mitochondrial electron transport, NADH to ubiquinone. Gene Ontology annotation, cellular component: membrane. The record is from RefSeq and is a predicted model, not a curated record. The transcript has 7 exons. Bases 63 to 692 code for a protein of 209 amino acids.